CCCGGAGUAACAACCGAUGAAAUUGAUAGAAUCGUACACGAAGCUGCUAUAGAACGUGAUUCCUAUCCAUCACCUUUGAAUUAUUACGAAUUUCCAAAAUCAGUUUGCACAUCAGUGAAUGAAGUCAUUUGCCAUGGUAUUCCCGAUCGUCGUGAACUGGUGGAGGGUGACAUCAUCAAUUUAGACGUUACUUUGUAUCAUGAUGGAUUUCAUGGCGAUCUCAAUGAAACUUAUCCCGUUGGUUGCAUAGAUAUGGACAGUCAGAAACUGAUAAAAACAGCAAAAGAAUGCUUGAAUAAAGCUAUUGAGUGCGUGAAACCCGGAUUUUUAUACCGUGACCUUGGUGCAGUGAUCGAGAAAAAUGCAAAAGCUAAUAAUUGUUCAGUUGUUCGUACUUAUUGUGGUCAUGGUAUUCAUAGGCUUUUUCACUGUCCACCAAAUGUUCCCCACUAUACAAAGAACAAAGCUGUUGGUAAAAUGAAACCUGGACAUGUCUUUACGAUUGAACCUAUGAUAAAUUAUGGUGCAUGGCGUGAUCGUCAUUGGCCAGAUAAUUGGACGGCAGUUACUGAAGAUGGUAAACGAAGUGCUCAAUUUGAGCAUACUUUAUUAGUUACUGAAACUGGUGUGGAAAUUUUGACGGCAGGCAAAGAUGAAAGACGUUUCUACCCUGAUAACUGA
Racocetra persica is the source of this 681-nucleotide messenger RNA. Lineage: Eukaryota; Fungi; Glomeromycota; Glomeromycetes; Diversisporales; Gigasporaceae. The record is from the annotation of a GenBank genome assembly.